Bactrocera dorsalis (oriental fruit fly) is the source of this 4891-nucleotide messenger RNA. RefSeq names its product zinc finger matrin-type protein CG9776. Gene Ontology annotation, biological process: positive regulation of DNA-templated transcription; negative regulation of DNA-templated transcription. Bases 316 to 4680 code for a protein of 1454 amino acids. The record is from RefSeq and is a predicted model, not a curated record. The transcript is spliced from 11 exons. NCBI's taxonomy places the organism in Eukaryota, Metazoa, Arthropoda, Insecta, Diptera, Tephritidae. Gene Ontology annotation, cellular component: nucleoplasm.
GUGAAUGAUUGUCAAUUUUGCGGAAAAAUUUUACACGCUAUACGUUUAUCAAGUUUAUUGCUGUGUAAAAUUACUUCUGUACUGCAAUUGAAAUUGAAGAAUAGUCAAUAAAGUGUUUUAAAGAAUUUGAGAAGUGUUUAAAAUCGUUGAACAAUAAUUAUAUUGUAAUAUAUUCGCGAGAUAGUGGUUUAAAUUUGCAUUGAAUUAUCUAUCGUCAUCAAGGCCAAAGUGUACGGCAAGCGUAAUCACUUUCCCCGCUUAACGCUUUGUGUGUACAUGCAAAUUAUUGUACAUUCCGUAUAGUGUGGGUGCAAAAUGGAUGAAGAACUAAUAUUGCAACAGCCGGCAGAUCGCCGACUGGGCACUGCAAAUACGUUACCACCUGGUCCGCCAGGUGCAGAAAAUGAUGUUGUAGAUUAUGAAGCUAAAAAGCCAAAAUCUGAUAAAGAAUCAAAUAGAAGUUCCACAAGCCGUUCAAGUCGGCGCCGUUCACCGUCAGGCAGCCCACCGCGAUCGAGACGUAAAUCUCCUUCGCGUGGUCGGCGAUCACCAUCACCAUUAGAAAGUGGUAGCCGUAGGCGGCGACGUUCGCCAUCACCACCGCCACGUCGCAAUCGGUUUAGAGACUAUUCGCCAGAUCGACGACGUUUUGAUGGCGGUGGACGUAAUAUGCGCCGUUCACCUGAUAGAUCACGAGGUGGCGGUGGUCGCGACUUUCGCUAUAGAGGUCGUAGUAAUAGCCGCUCACGUAGUCGCAGUGUUUCGCCACGCAGGAGAGGUGGCAGUCGUUGGUCACCUAAAAAGAAGCCAAGUUCACCACUACCAAUUAAUGCACCACCACCACCACAAGUAACUCAGCCACAAACCCAAUACAAUACUAUGCCCCCACAAUUAUAUACGAAUGACACGUAUGCACCACAAGCUUAUAAUCAAUAUGCCGUACCGCCACCGCAACAAGCAGCUGGAUUUCCACCACAAACUGCGGCUGAUGCUUACGGUAUGCAGGCACCAGCACCGCCGGUGUUUAACGCUGCCUAUCCACCACCACCAGUUUGGACAGCCAAUGAAGCUUAUGCGCAGCAGCCUUGGAUACCUACACCAGAUCCAAGUCAACUACCACAAAUUGCUCAACAGCCACCACCAGUAGCUGCACCAACAGCUAUACCACCACCACAAAUUGUGCAGCAGCCAAUAGUAAACGAACCCCCACCAGUUGCAAUUGAAUCAAGUUCAAAACACGAUGCAGCUGUCGCACAAGAAGCAGAAAAUCAACGCGAUGAAUUAAAACGACAACGAAGCAGUUAUCUGAAAAAGACAUCAUUGCUCCGCCAAGAAUUGAAAAUGUUAAAGGAUCAACGCAAGGAUCUACACAGCGGUGGUGCUGCACCACCAUCGCCUACCACAAAGGGAUUCAUCGAUGAAAACGAAAAGCUACAGAAUCAAAUACAAAAGAAACUCAACACCAUUGAGAAUGUCAUUGACAUGCUGACGGGCAUUAUUGGCGAGGAGAAUUUGGAAAGAGAAGAAGAAAAUUACGCCAGCGAUAAGAGCGAAAAGGAGGAGCCAGCUAAGAAGCAUACAAAAGAAGCAACUUUGCCGCAACAGCCAGUUAGCGCUGGUGGCGAAAGCGGACGCAUUCGCAAGAAGAAACGUAAAAAUUCGAGUACUUCGUCUGGCAGCAGCUCGGGUAGCUCCAGCAGCAGUAGCAGCUCCUCAUCGAGCUCAUCAUCAUCCGAAAACGAGGUGGAGGAGGAGGACGACGACAGUUCGCCUGAGCGUUUGAAGAAUAAAGCCAUCGAAUCAAUGAAAGCCAAAGCCAAGGAGGGUGUGAAACGCGAGCUGAAGGAAGAGAAGUUAUUCGAUGAGAAGAAACGUUUCAAUUAUGUCUUCUAUGAUCCGGAAAUGCAUUGGUGCCAGACAUGUGAUGUUUUUCCCAAAACCGCAAAAGAUUUCUUAAACCACUUGCAUUCCAACGAGCAUAUGGAUCGUGAAAGCAUCGAAACACCGUGGCACAUUGAUGUGGCAAAUGAUCAAUUUCCAAACUAUGAGAAUGCCCCAACAAAACGUACCCCGAUACGUGGUCUAACAUUCUUCGUACCAGCUUCGGCAUGGUUCUGCAAAUUAUGCAACAAUUGGAUGGGCGAUUUGCAUUGCGCCUCAACACAUUUGAAAUCACAACUACAUGCAAGCAAAUACAAUGCCUUCUUGGAGAAAAAUCCACACUUUGAAGUCAAUUGGUUGGCAGAUCGUCAGCGUGUGCUAAAUGAGCGUAAGAAUUUGCCGCCACCACAGCAAAUUACAUCCGUCUCCACCACUGCGGCGGAGAGUACACCCAGUAAAAAAUCGAAGAAGGAAGAGAAAGUGAAGAAGCGCAAGAAGAAGGGUUCGGACAAGAAGGAUAAGAAGAAGAAACGCAAGCGCUCAAAGAAACGCAAGAAGAAUGCUGCAACAUCGACUUCCAGUGACUCAUCGUCUUCGGACAGUGAGAAACCCAACAAAACCAAGGUCAAGUCGCCAAUAGUCAUACAAGGCUUGGAUAAUCCCAAUCCUGCGCUUUCGAUACGUGUGGCCAUGCGUAAACAAGAUUUCGGUAAAGUCGAUGAAGACACACCACCGCCGGCGCCACGUUUGCGCAUCGACGCUGUACCACAUCCAGUGCCACCGCCCGCGGUGACCGUCGCGAAUAUCAGCACUGCCGCUAAGGUCGAUCAAGCGGCCUCAGUGACCAACACCGGCCGGUUGAGUAAAUGGACUGAGGCGCAAGAUAGCAGCGCCAAAGCAGCAGCAAACGUACCGCAACCACGCAUAGGUGCAGAGGAGGACAAAAAUGAUGAUGUGAUCUUACAGCAGUGGAAUAAUGUGCAGCCGGUCAUAAGCGAGAGCGAAAAGAAGCUACUGGAGCAGUUGAAGGGCAAGUUAAAGAAUAAACCACUUGAUAAUGCAACCACACCGGCCGGCGCGUCGAUACGCAACAACAAUGAUGGCCCCUCAGAUCGACGCGUUCGUGACCGCGACCGCGACCGUGAACGUGAGCGAGAUCGUGAUCGUGACCGUGACCGUGACCGCGAUCGCAGUGACAGAGAUCGUAAUGAUCGUAGACGGCGUUCGCGCAGUCCUGUCUUUGGCGGUGGCGGUGGACGUGGCCGCAUGCGUCGCACACGUAGUCGUACGCGCAGUCGCAGUCGCGGACGCGCCGCUUCGCCAUACGGGCGCAGAAGGCGCACACGUUCACGUUCGCGUGGACGCAGAAGCCGUUCAUUCGAUCGCCGACGCCGCUACAGCCGUUCACGCACUCGGUCGCGCACACGUUCGAGCAGUCGAAAUCGCAUUGAGAAGCCAAUUGUGCGGCAUCCCGAAUUUAGACCACGUGUGCCCGAAAAGGAUAAGGAGCGGGAGAAGCGUUCAACUACCGACACGAAGGAUAAAAAGAAUGCCGACAAGAAGAAUAAAAGCAGCAGCACUUCGUCAACUGCAACGAGCGGCAAGAAAUUACCUUUCAUCGGUAAAAUGCCUGUCUUCAAGAAACAAACCACCGGCCAAGCUGAUGGCAAUGGCGUCGAAAACGCGCUGGCAUACACCGGCGAUAAUAGUCAACUCGCCAAUCCGGCUGGUUAUGUGCCACAACGUCCGCCGGCGCCCACCGCCGCACAGAUCCAAAUGGCCAUGAUGGAGGACGUGUACGGCAAUGCGCCACCAUUCCAUCCUGAUGCCGGCAUGAUGAUGGACUACGACGAGUUGAUGCCCGAUCCGAUACAGUUUGUCAAUUUGAUGGGUCAAGCGCCGCCGCCACCACCACCACCGGCUGCCGCUGGUGGCGCAAAAUCCGCAGAUGGCACGGACGAGGAAGCCGAGGAUAUACUGCCACCGGGUAUUGAUGUGGCCGAGAGUGAUGACUGUGUGCCGCGUCCCAUUUCCGAUGGGCCUAUACCGCGUAAAGGUCCACUGCCGAAGGAUCUCGAAGAGGCGCUGAAUAUCAUAUUCCCCGGUGAAAAGAAAUCGGACGACGAGGAUGCCGAGGCUAAGAAAGCCAAGUCAACAGGUGAAACACAAAUAAUUGUGGACGAACCGAUUAUGCAACCAGAGGAUCUGGUUAAAGAAGGCAUACACAUGGUGACUAUAGAGGAAACGUCAAUUGCUGGCAUGGAUGAGGCAUCGCAAAUGAGCAUGAACGAACCGUUAGUGUUUAAUAAGCCCGCAAGUUCUUUGCCCAGCGAAGUGGUCACAACGAACGCCAACAUCGUAACGGCAAAUACACCACAAGAAGUUGAUAUUACGUCACAAGACGCGGCCGACAUUGAUUUGAACGCCAUACAACCGCCACCACCACCGGCAGCAGCACCACCACCACCUGCUCCAGUUCCAGCACCGGAACCACCAAGUGAGCCACCAACGACGCCGGCCGCUGCUCUUAAUGGCGCUGCAGUUGAGGAGACCAACAACGAUACCAAGAAUUCCACUGAAGAGCCGGAUUUGGCGCACGCACCUGCACCCGACGACAUACCGAUGCCCACGUCAAAGGCCACCGCCGAGGACGUUGCUAAUAUCGUUUACGACUUGGAUGAUAUACCACAGCCACCGCCGUCACCCACAGAGAGCGAGAAGAAUCGCCGGCAGGAGGAGUUGAACGACUUGGCCAUGUUAGGCAUCGAUGCGGACGAUAUGGCGGCACAGUGUAUAUAAACACUGAUGACCUGCAGCUUAAAAAUUAUUACAUGCGACUUGUACAGCAUUAUAGUCUGUAUUUAGUCCGACUACAAAUUACAUUUUAGUUCUGAUGACCUAAUGAAGUGAAAGCAUAAAUAUGCUUAAAUAUAUUUUUAAAAGAGCCGUGUGAAAUUGUCAGCGGCAUAAAGAUAAAAUUGUGAGAAAAUAAAGACGUGAAUGACUAGUA